Molecule: messenger RNA, 2136 nt
Organism: Plenodomus lingam JN3
Lineage: Eukaryota; Fungi; Ascomycota; Dothideomycetes; Pleosporales; Leptosphaeriaceae
Source: RefSeq, a predicted model, not a curated record
AUGAGCCAGGGCGGCCAGGAUGCGAAGCUCUUCGCGAGGAUUCCCUCUUCACAGGGCAAGGUCGCCGAACUUCGUCUCGAGCUCAACAGCGGCGGCAAGAAGGACAAGAACUUCUCGGCUAAGAAGACGGCCCUCAAGAAGAUUGUUGCCAACAUGACAAUGAGCAACAAUGACAUGGUCGCACUGUUCCCAGACAUUGUGGGCUGCAUGCAUAUACCGAGUCUAGAGAUCAAGAAGAUGUGCUUUCUGUAUCUGGUCAACUAUGCCAGGAUAAAACCAGACAUUGCCCUCAAGGCAUUGCCCAUCAUACAGGAGGACAUGCACGACAACAAUCCUCUUGUGAGGGCGCUCGCGUUACGCACCAUGUCUUACGUUCACGUCCGAGAAUUUGUCGAGGCCACGGUACCCCAUGCAAAGAACCUGCUGAAAGAUGCGGACCCCUAUGUUCGCAAGACGGCUGCCUUUUGCGUGGCCAAACUAUACGACCAUGAUCGUCAUUUAGUGGAAAACUCGGACCUCAUUGACCGGCUCAACGGCAUGCUGCGAGACGAGAAUCCCACCGUCGUCUCCAGUGCAUUGGCAGGCUUGAUGGAUAUAUGGGAACGCAGCGAAAACAUCAAACUCACCAUCGACUAUGCAAGCGCAUCCAAGAUUGUCUCCAUCCUUCCCGACUGCUCCGAAUGGGGCCAGACAUACAUCCUGGAAGCCAUGAUGAACUACGUACCCCAAGAUAGCGCCGAAGCUGCACUCCUCGCUGAGCGUAUAUCACCGCGACUUUCGCAUUCCAACUCGGCCGUCGUACUCACCUGCAUCCGCGUCAUACUUUACCUAAUGAACUACAUCUCGGACCAAAAGGUCGUAACGUCUUUGUGUAAUAAGCUGUCGCCGCCACUAGUUACCCUGCUAUCCAAAGGUCCAGAGAUUCAAUAUCUCGCCCUUCGCAAUGCCCUCCUCAUUCUCCAACGGCGGCCAGAAGUGCUACGAAACGAUAUCCGCGUCUUCUUCUGUAAAUACAACGACCCAAUCUACGUCAAGGUCACCAAGCUCGAACUCAUCUUCAUGCUUGCCACCGAGCGAAACAUUAAAGAAGUGUUGACGGAACUUGCUGAGUAUGCCACAGAGAUCGAUGUCGACUUUGUACGAAAGUCGGUUCGUGCGAUUGGAAAAUUAGCCAUCAAGAUUGCACCAGCGGCGCAAUUAUGCAUAAGCACAUUGCUCUCCCUCGUCAGCACCAAGGUCUCGUACAUUGUACAAGAGGCGACUGUUGUGAUACGGAACAUAUUUCGCAAAUACCCGAAUCAGUAUGAAUCCAUCAUCUCCACAUUGUGCGAGAACCUCGACUCGUUGGAUGAGCCCGAAGCCAAGGCAGCCAUGAUCUGGGUGAUUGGACAGUACGCAGAUCGGAUAGAAGACUCGGACGUACUGCUUGAGGAUUUCCUCGACACAUUUCAGGAGGAGACACACGAAGUUCAGCUGGCCCUGCUCACAGCCACGGUAAAACUGUUCAUCCAGCGACCCACACGAGGGUCGACGUUGGUACCCAAGGUGCUGAAAUGGGCCACGGAAGAGACGGACAAUCCCGAUCUGCGAGAUCGGGGCUACAUGUACUGGCGCCUCUUAUCCUCGGCGCCGGAUGAGGCGAAAAAGGUGGUCAUGGGCGAGAAGCCAGCGAUCACAGCCGAGGAGUCGGAGAAGCUGGAUCCGAGCACGUUGGAAGAAAUGUGUCUCAACGUAGGCACGCUUGCCACCGUCUACCUCAAGCCCGUCCAUCAGGUCUUCCGAUCGGCCCGACCCCGCAAACUGCAAGAUUCACCUGCAUUGCAGAGGUCAGAGCUGCCGACGGUCAAGGCUGCACAACAGGCGCGCGAACGUGCUGCGGUGGAUCGGUCCAGGCUCGACACUGGGACGAAUGGGAACGGGUCGCUGUCUCCGACGAACGGAAACGGGAUGGCGAAUGCGGUCAGUGAUGCAGACAUGUACUUUGCCAGUGUUGGAAGACAGAGCACGUUUGGGGGUUCGCCUGUUGCGGCGGAUCAGGCAGGGGUUGGUGGUGGGUGGGUGGUGAACCAGAACGAGCCCCAGCAUAUGGUGCUUAGUCCGGGUGGCCAUGACGGGAACCAAGAUUUGUUGCUUUAG